Morchella importuna is the source of this 723-nucleotide messenger RNA. RefSeq lists its product as uncharacterized. Lineage: Eukaryota; Fungi; Ascomycota; Pezizomycetes; Pezizales; Morchellaceae. The transcript has 2 exons. The record is from RefSeq and is a predicted model, not a curated record. The coding region runs from base 1 to 723 and encodes 240 amino acids.
AUGCCGGACCGCAAAAUCAAAGUAGCUCUCAUAGUCUUCAACAACGUCGAACUCCUCGACUUCGCCGGCCCCCUCGAGAUCCUCUCCAUCGCCGCCGACCCCCCCUUCUCCACCACCCACCCCCCCUUCCCACCCUCCUCCACCACCACCACCCCGGACCCCUCCCGCCUCAUCUUCGACAUCACUCUCCUCAGCGAAACACCCACCUUCACCACCUCCAACGGCCGCGGCACCACCAUGCACCGCGACGCAGACAUCUUCUCGCCGGCCGGCGCGCCCUCACACUACGACGUCGUGCUCGUCCCCGGCGGCAGCGGGUCGCGGGCCGAGAUGCGGAACCUCCCGCUCCUAGAGUGGCUACAGGAAUUUGCAGCGUCAGGUGCGACGGGGGACGGGCGCAGGAAGAUGCUCAUGAGUGUGUGCACGGGGAGCUUGAUACUUGCGGCGGCGGGGCUGCUGGAUGGGGUGAGGGCGGCGACGCAUCAUGCUGCGAGGGCGCUGCUGGCGGAGGCGGUCGAGGGGGCUUAUGGGAGGGCGGAGGUGGUGGCGGAGAGGGUGGUGUGGGGGGCGGUGAAGGGCGUGGAUGUGGUGACGUGUGGGGGUGUGUCGAGUGGGAUUGAUGCGGCGUUGGAGGUGGUGAGGGUGUUGGCCGGGGAGGCGUGUGCGAGGGGCACGGCGGAAUGGAUUGAGUAUGAGUGGAAGGCGCCGGAGAUGGUGGGUUAG